This is a messenger RNA of Eucalyptus grandis, 938 nucleotides long. RefSeq lists its product as hypothetical. The record is from RefSeq and is a predicted model, not a curated record. Gene Ontology annotation, cellular component: endoplasmic reticulum. Gene Ontology annotation, biological process: peptidyl-proline hydroxylation to 4-hydroxy-L-proline. NCBI's taxonomy places the organism in Eukaryota, Viridiplantae, Streptophyta, Magnoliopsida, Myrtales, Myrtaceae. Gene Ontology annotation, molecular function: procollagen-proline 4-dioxygenase activity; L-ascorbic acid binding; iron ion binding.
AUUUUGCAAUCCUGGGGAAAUCAGCUGGCGAUGAUGGCAGAAGGAGCAGGGGAGGCGAAGGCGAAGAGGAAGAUGAGAGACGGCAGAGACAAGGCCAAGAACUCCAAGACGACGAAACCAUCUCCGGCCAUUCCCAAGUGGCCCCUCGUCAAGCCCAAGCAAGAUCUCCAGAUCACUCGCCUCAAGGAUACCGAUCUCUUCACCGUGCAGAAUUUUUUCACUCCAGCCGAAUCUAAUGCAUUUGUAAAAGUUGCUGAAUCCAUUGGCUUUGUUCACCAAGGAAGCCUUGGCCCAACGAAAGGCGAAGCUUACAGGGACAAUGAUAGAAUUUCUGUCACUGAUCCCCUGCUUGCAAAUGCAAUAUGGGAAUCUGGACUUAGCAAAUUGUUCUCUGAUAUCAAAAUUCGAGGGAGGGUUGCUGUUGGGUUGACAAAUCUCAGAUUUUACAGGUACAAGGUUGGUCAACGAUUUGGAAGACAUAUUGAUGAAAGUGUUGAUCUUGGUGAAGGAAAACGUACCCACUACACCUUACUAAUUUACUUAAGUGGUGGUUCAAAGUCAAAAGCCAAGAAUGAUUCAAGCAACCGUAGUAAUUCUCCUUCAGAGCUGCUGGUUGGAGGAGAAACUGUCUUCUAUAAUUCAAGAAAUGGUAUUGUGGCUGAGGUCGCUCCAGCUGAAGGAAUGGCUCUACUUCAUAUACAUGGUGAUAAGUGUAUGCUUCAUGAGGCGCGCAAUGUGACAAAGGGUGUCAAGUAUGUCUUUCGUUCUGAUGUAGCUUUUGCUUGAGUUCAAUUUGUUGAUCAAGCCUUUACCAGUCACAUAGAAAGAUAAGUAAGCAUAGAUACGUUUUGUAUCUUGAUGAAGUGAGCUUGGUCAUCUUUCAAAAGUGUACUGUAUCUACUAUGACCAUUCUGAUCAUUUUUGUACCUCCUUCCUUA